This is a messenger RNA of Harmonia axyridis, 1056 nucleotides long. It is a transcript of the gene PQBP1, whose product is annotated as polyglutamine-binding protein 1. Gene Ontology annotation, biological process: alternative mRNA splicing, via spliceosome. The record is from RefSeq and is a predicted model, not a curated record. Bases 192 to 929 code for a protein of 245 amino acids. Gene Ontology annotation, cellular component: cytoplasm; nuclear body. Gene Ontology annotation, molecular function: protein binding; ribonucleoprotein complex binding. Lineage: Eukaryota; Metazoa; Arthropoda; Insecta; Coleoptera; Coccinellidae. The transcript has 3 exons.
UGUGGAGCUGAAAUUCAUAAACAAUAUUCAGUGUUGGUUAUUCAGAGGUAUUUUAAACAGUACUUCAAAGUUUGUUUAUGUUUUCACUGUGUAUCUUUUGAUGUGAUAUUAGUCCUGUACUUUAGAGAAUAUACUAAAAGCUGUAGUUUUGGUGACGGUUUUCAAAUAGUGAAGAUAAUAAGAAAUUCAGAAUGCCUUUACCACCUGCAUUAUUAGCUAAACUCUCUAAAAGAGGAAUUGUUCCACCACCAGGAAAACCACCAACAAAAGCGGCGACUAAAAAAGAGGACUACAAAGGUUAUGUAUACUGCCCUAAUAAAGUCAACAUGUUUCACAUUUGUACUGUCUUCUGUGAGACUAACUGGAGAGGGCAUCCAACACCAAAUACAUUGUAUGCCAGGAGUAUGCAGAAACUCAUAUUUAAGUAUCCAUUACCAAGCAAUUGGAUUGAAGUAUUCGAUAAGGGAGUUGGAAGAUAUUAUUAUUGGAAUAUUGAGAAUGAUUUAGUAUCAUGGCUUCCUCCAAAACAUCCAAAAGCCAAAAUAACAAAAUGUGUGGCCAAAUUGAGGCAACAAUAUUUAAAUGCAAAAAAAGCAGAUAAGGAGAAAGAAUCAGAUGAUAAAAGUGAAUCAGAAGAUAAAGAAUUCAAAAAACCUAAUUCACGCCUUCUAAGCCGAAGAGAUAGUGAUGAUAAGUCCAGAAAGGAGGAGAAGAAUAGUGGUAAAAGGCCUAGGAAAGAUAACGUUCUAGAUCCAAUGGAUCCAGCUUCAUAUUCAGACAUUGCACCUGGAACCUGGAGUGAUGGUUUGGAAAAUAACAAAACACAUGCUGAUAACACAGCUUCUGGAGUUUUAUAUCAGCAGAGGCCCUAUCCAUCCCCUGGAGAAGUUUUAUCAGGCAAUAAGGAUAAAAAUUCCAAAAAACAUUGAGAUAAAUGGAAUAUCGUGUAUAUAUUUUCUUCAUUACCUGUAAAUUAUAUUAUGCACCAAAAUAUUUGGUAAUCGUUGUAAAUAUUAAUAAAGUACAUUUUAUUAAAUAAACUGAAAUAUCACCAAA